AUGGCAAACAAGCAAGGAAAGAUGGCCGGCCUCAUCAAUUACCGGAUGAGGGUCACCAUGAACGAUGGCAGGCAGAUGGUUGGACAGAUGCUGGCCUUUGACAAGCAUAUGAAUCUCGUCCUCGCCGAUACCGAAGAGUUUAGACGGGUUAAGCGGAAGGCGAACAAAUCUGCAGCUCCAGGCGCCAGCGCAGCAGCUGUGGUCGAAAACGAGGAAAAACGUACACUGGGUCUUACAAUCGUUCGAGGCGCACAUAUCAUAUCCCUCUCGGUCGAGUCACCCCCUCCAGCAGACGCAUCCGCGAGAUUAGGAGCUAGUGCGCCAGGAGGAAUCACCACUACGCUUGCUGCUGGUGCUGGAAUUGCACGACCGGCUGGACGGGGCGCUCCUGUGGGACUGGCUGGUCCUGCUGCUGGUGUUGGUGGACCCCCAGCUGGAUUUGGAGGCGGAUUUCCAGGUGCCCCUCCGUUUGGCAGAGGAGCACCUCCCCCAGGAUUCGCAGGUGGAUUCCCCGGCGGACAAGGACCUCCUCCAGGAUUCGCUCCAGGAAGCUUUGCUCCUCCCCCGAGAAGAUAG
Messenger RNA from Drepanopeziza brunnea f. sp. 'multigermtubi' MB_m1, 576 nucleotides. RefSeq lists its product as uncharacterized. Gene Ontology annotation, biological process: mRNA splicing, via spliceosome. Lineage: Eukaryota; Fungi; Ascomycota; Leotiomycetes; Helotiales; Drepanopezizaceae. Gene Ontology annotation, cellular component: U4 snRNP; U4/U6 x U5 tri-snRNP complex; U5 snRNP. Gene Ontology annotation, molecular function: RNA binding. The record is from RefSeq and is a predicted model, not a curated record.